AUGGCAGUUCACUCGGUAUCAAAGGAGCAUUGCAUCGCUUCAUUAGCGCUAGCUUGGUUUAUACUUGGAGGUGUGCCAUUAUCGUACGCAGUGAACCACGCCCAGUCACAAAUCAAGUGUCACUACAUUCCAUUACUAUCAAAAGCCUAUUGCUCGAAAAGGCCCUUGAGAGAACAUUUAGAGGCCUUGAGUGAGGGUCCCAGCAGCCAGCUAAAGCAGCUGGCUUUCAAGGCUCCUUUCCACUCUUUAUACUACCGAUGGCAUCUUUUUGAGAAGCUUCGGAAAGAUAGACAGGACGAGAAAACCAAGACUCACCUCGUCGCCUUAUAUACCCUAUACUAUGGACUACUUUUUUUCCGGCAUAGAAUGGAUAGCCAGUACGGAGAAAAUAUGGGUAAAGAAUUCUUUGCCCCGGAAUUUCGAUACAUCGAUUGUAAUGGGCUUAGCUUUCGUUAUAUUCCCGACUCGGUCGACAUUCACAAAUUCGAAGGCGUGGAGAAGCUUCUGUAUCAUCAUUGA
Messenger RNA from Nannizzia gypsea CBS 118893, 519 nucleotides. RefSeq lists its product as hypothetical. The coding region runs from base 1 to 519 and encodes 172 amino acids. The transcript has 4 exons. Lineage: Eukaryota; Fungi; Ascomycota; Eurotiomycetes; Onygenales; Arthrodermataceae. The record is from RefSeq and is a predicted model, not a curated record.